AUGGAAGAAUUCAACAAGAAAGCCAAAGAGCAAGAGGAUUUGGGGAAGAAAAUUCAAACUCUCCUAACCAACGCGAGGAAAGACCCCGCAAAAAGAAAAACCCAGAAUUGGCGAUCCAAAAGAGCAGAGCAACUCGAAGAAUUUUGGAAUGAGAUUCAGCGAAACCAUGAAGAAUUGAAGCUAAAAGCGUUGCACGAAGAUGCGAAGAAAUACCUCGAAUCAGUACAGACGUCGCCCGACGUCGACCCGGAACAAGAAGCCCGCAUCCGACGUCAAUUAUUCAGACUACAGAAAAUCUCCACCGAGCUGACCAAACUAAACAGCGAUUUAGAUCAGGACUACAGCCGAGCCAGGUAUGAAUUUCUCGCCGAAAAAAUCCAAGAUCAUUGGAGAAGCAUCAUGGAACUGCAUGAAGAAAUCUACGUCCAUGAAAGGGAAUUCGAAGACAAAUAUUUCGCCGACGAAAUGUACGAGAAGACUGAAGAAAAGUACGAGGUUGUGGUCGAAAAACUGAAAGGAAAAAUCCAGUCCCCGUCCGCCCAUCAACAGGAGAAACCAAACAUCCAAUUACCCCAAAUUAAGCUUCCAACGUUUAGCGGGAAUUAUGAAGAUUGGCCCAUUUUUCACGAUCUAUUCAGCAAAGUCAUUCACAAAAAUACAUCGCUCUCCAACAUUGAAAAGAUGCAGUAUCUGAAGACGUACAUCAGAGAUGAGCCCAGCAGAAUCAUUCAACAUCUCCAGAUAACAGAAAAUAAUUACCAAACUGCAUGGGAGCUGCUGGCAAAAAGAUUUAGCAACGUAAGGCUUACCGUAAGUAAGUUGUUAGACAAAAUUUUGGAUCAGCCAAGGAUGCAAGAAGAAUCAGCAGAAAAGCUGAAAAAAUUACAUGACACGACAAAAGAAUGUCUAGAAGCAUUAAACAAUUUAGACAUUCAGACCGACACGUGGGGACCAAUACUCAUCAAAAUAGUAUCUCAAAAAUGGGACACAGAAACAAAUAGACUGUAUGAACAGUCAUUGAAUAACCCUCACGAUAUGCAAGAAUUCGAGAAGAUGAUGGAGUUCCUGCAAACAAGAUUUCUAUCUCUCGAGAUAAUUACGGCAAACAAGAAAGAAGAUGCGGAGUUUAACAAAGUGGAAACAAUUUCCAACUUAAAAUCAUGCAGAUAUUGCCAAGAUUCUCAUUCAAUUUAUGAAUGUCCUGAGUUCCAAGCUGAAUCGCCAGAAGACAGAUGGAGAUUCAUAAACAACGAACAGCUGUGUACAAACUGCCUAAGCCACGAUGCAGGCAAACAAUGCUUCAGCACAGCAUCAUGCCACAAAUGCAAAAGAAGGCACCAUACAUUAUUACACAACGACCGAAGAAGCAACCCAAAGGUCAACCAGCAAAAAACAUUCAACUCAACAAACAAACAAACUCCAAACUCUGGAGAGAACUCAACGAAGAAAAUUCAAAGCCAUGUAGGCAUUGAAAACAAACAGGUACUUCUGACCACAGCGCUAAUAAGAGUACGAACAGCAAAUGGGACCUACGAAUACCUACGAGCCCUUAUUGACCCGGGAUCACAGGCAUCGCUCAUAACAGAAGAGGCUGCAACACUCUUGUCGCUACCCAGAGAGCGCAUUCAAGCUGAUAUAACUGGACUUGGAGGAGAAAUACCGAACAAAUCAAACUCCAAAAUUAGAGUCGAGUGCGCUCCACGAUUUUCGAGUGAUUUCACACUCACAACAGACCUACUGGUACUACCAAAAAUUACAGAAUCUCUACCAGAAGAAGACAUCGAAACAGAUCUUCGGAUGUGGCAGAAUCAUAUCAUCGCGGAUCCAGUCUUCCAAGAUAAGUGCCCGAUUGAUAUAUUGCUGGGCGCGGGUGAAUGCCGCAACAUUUUUAAUUUUUAA
This is a messenger RNA of Zophobas morio, 1899 nucleotides long. RefSeq lists its product as uncharacterized. Gene Ontology annotation, molecular function: aspartic-type endopeptidase activity. The coding region runs from base 1 to 1899 and encodes 632 amino acids. The transcript is spliced from 2 exons. Gene Ontology annotation, biological process: proteolysis. NCBI's taxonomy places the organism in Eukaryota, Metazoa, Arthropoda, Insecta, Coleoptera, Tenebrionidae. The record is from RefSeq and is a predicted model, not a curated record.